This is a messenger RNA of Phytophthora infestans T30-4, 2025 nucleotides long. RefSeq lists its product as uncharacterized. The transcript has 15 exons. The record is from RefSeq and is a predicted model, not a curated record. The coding region runs from base 1 to 2025 and encodes 674 amino acids. NCBI's taxonomy places the organism in Eukaryota, Oomycota, Peronosporomycetes, Peronosporales, Peronosporaceae.
AUGUCCGCCCGAACAUCGUUUGCUAUCCUAGCAGACAUCCACCUGUCGACACCGUUGCUGAGUGUGCCGUGUAGAGGCGCAAAGCCUCUGCGAGCUCAGUCUCUACAUAAGGAUCCAUGGAAGCCGUCUACGGGGUUGUACGAGAAUAUCUGUCUGCUUUGCUUGCAGGCGAUUCAGUCGCGAUCCAAAACAAACCGAUACAGCUGGGAGGAGGUUCGGCGCAACACGAAACAUGCUAGUAACGCGAAGGACCACAUCACGUUGAAGCAUGCGGAUCAUCUACUGGAAAUUUUGGCGGAGCAGACCGCGACUGAGAAGUCCAAGAAGGAUGAUUUUACUGCUGGAAAUGAUGCGGAAGCCGUGUUGGACUUAACACGUGAUCCUGAUCAAAAGCCUGUUACAACAAUAUGCUCGUCUGAGGCGUUCCAUGACGUGACUUGCACGGCAACAGAAAAUCGCACGUUUCCAACUUUGGGUCGGGAUCGGCUACUCAACGGCCAGUUUCAUUUAUUUCGUGACCUUUUGGAUGUGCUGCUAUCUAACGAGUUUGAGAUGGCCUGCAAGCUCAAGUUCUUAAAUCUGAUCCACGACAUUUGGACAGAGAAGCUGAAGCCCGCUUGGGCAAUCAAAGAAAAAAAAUGCCACAAAUUGGACUGUGGAAGAGAGGUAGGCCGUGAUGGCUCCGACCGUGGUGUUACCUCUGACAGUGAAGACGCUGAGCACCAAGCAAACACCGAAUGCCAGCGUCAAACGAAAUUCAGACAAAGCAAACGACAUUCAGUUUUCUUGCCAGCCAAAGAUGCACCUGUCAAGAGAUCAAAGAAGGACCGUGACUUGUCGACCUUGGCGUCGUCAGUCUCGACAGUCCAAGCUGGACGCAAUAGCAGACACUGUGGCGGAUUCAGUGACGAAAGCAGUACUGGCAACUGUAACUGCCAUGUUGGCCCGAAGUUCUUCUGCCGCGCCUUCGUCUACUUGAAAAGUUUUAAAGCAUCCGUUGCCAUCGUCAUUAUGAUGAACCAUGCUAUCUUGCGUGCUGUUGUCUCUUUCUCCAAGCACCAGGGUUUCCAGCUCCAAUCGGGUAUUGCGCUCACGUCUUUCAAACUCUCACGCGAUCCGAGCUUCGAAGCACCCACGCCCAACCCGAAAAGCGCUUCGAAAGCUGUCGUCAUCCUGUCGACGGUCAUCAUUGACCAUGAUGUAUCGGCUUGUACAGUAACUACUGUCACUCCUGGAGGUUCCCUCGACGAGGGUGGCGAGGCGAUUGACAAGCUCCGCAAUCUAAACAACCCCUCUAGGUCACCCAAACAGCGCAACACCCUGAUAAAUACCCAGGAGGCGUUUUCGUACCCAGAACUGGAGCCGAUGACCGACCUAGACGAGCGAGUGGCCUACACGUGCAAAUGGAUUCGACGAGCGAGACUUGUCUCGUCAUACAUGGUCGUCUUCCGGCGACUUGCCGAGAACAAGUUGAAAGCCUUCAAGCUCGAAGUCAUGACUAUUGAGGCUCCUGGAGCAAAAGAUGGCUACGAGGCGACUCACCGACGGGUCAUCCAAGAGCUAAGUCUAUGCCAAAACAUUGUGGCAAUGAGUAGUAUUCCUCAGAAGGAGGAGAAGGCAAUGUGGGGGGUCUCAAUUCGAGCCACCAAGGCAUGGGACGAGGCCGAGGAGACAGAGAUCAGCGCGGGCGCCGAUGCCAUCAUGCGAGAAUGGCUGGAUUUAGAACCGGAGUGGCUGGAGGUCGCCCAACGACAUAGCCCUAAAACCAUGAUCGAAGAAUUGCCAAAUGAUAUGUUGAUUGGCGCGCAAGACGGAAUGCACUACGCACUUCAGAGUCUGUACAAGAACAUCGACGUGUUGAAGUGGUUUCAAGAUGAAGGUGACAUUCUGUUUCCCUCUAUCGCGCUGUUGACGCAGAUCCACAUCGGGAAAUUUUCGUCUUCGGCAUUUCAAGAAAGGGUAUUUUCUACGGAAGGGAGAGUAAUGGGUCCGUUUAAGACCGGGUCGGAUAGCCGUCGAGCCUAA